Molecule: messenger RNA, 1422 nt
Organism: Corapipo altera (White-ruffed manakin)
Lineage: Eukaryota; Metazoa; Chordata; Aves; Passeriformes; Pipridae
Gene: CBX1
Product: chromobox 1
Exons: 4
Coding region: 55-612 (185 amino acids)
Biological process (GO): chromatin organization; negative regulation of transcription by RNA polymerase II
Cellular component (GO): nucleus; pericentric heterochromatin
Molecular function (GO): chromatin binding
Source: RefSeq, a predicted model, not a curated record
GGCUCCCUCCCCUCGCAGCAGCGUCGCCCGAAAGCUGAAAAGCUGGCCAGCACAAUGGGAAAAAAACAGAACAAGAAGAAAGUGGAAGAGGUCCUAGAGGAAGAAGAGGAGGAAUAUGUGGUGGAGAAGGUCCUGGAUCGGCGGGUGGUGAAGGGAAAGGUGGAAUAUCUGCUCAAGUGGAAAGGAUUCUCCGACGAGGACAACACCUGGGAGCCCGAGGAGAACCUGGACUGCCCGGACCUCAUCGCAGAAUUCCUGCAAUCCCAGAAAACCGCCCACGAGAGCGAGAAAUCCGAGGGCAGCAAACGCAAAGCGGAGUCGGACACGGAGGACAAGGGGGAGGAGAGCAAACCAAAGAAGAAGAAGGAGGAGUCGGAGAAGCCGCGAGGUUUCGCCCGAGGCUUCGAGCCCGAGCGGAUCAUCGGCGCCACGGAUUCCAGCGGGGAGCUGAUGUUCCUCAUGAAGUGGAAGAACUCCGACGAGGCCGACCUGGUGCCCGCCAAGGAGGCCAACAUCAACUGCCCGCAGGUGGUGAUCUCGUUCUACGAGGAGAGGUUGACAUGGCACUCCUACCCCUCCGAGGACGACGACAAGAAGGAGGACAAGAACUAAAGCCCUCUCUCCCCGCUCUGGGCGGCCCUUGGUGGAGAGAUGUGGCCUGUGGGUGUGAGCAGGAGGGGAUUGGAGGCGGCUCUGCUCGGGUGGGACGUGGAGACGGCCGGAGAAGGUGCCCUUUGAAGAGACCAGUAUGGUUUCUGUGCCCCUGCAGCUGCUCCAGCGCUUCGUGCAGCUUUCCUGCUGUGUCCAGAUUCCAACCAGCCCGGCUCAAUUCGGAGGGGGAGGGAAAAACCAGGAGGGGGGGGGGGGGGGGGGAGGGGGGGGGGUGGGGGGGGGGGGGGGAGGGGGUUUUUGGGGGGGGGGGGGGGUGCGUGGGAGGGGUUGUUGUUUCCCAGCAGCUCGUGGGGAGUGGAAGCAAAGCCCCUUUUCCAUGAAGGACUCUCACUGGGAUGGGUGGGCUGGGGAUGCAGGGGGUGCAGAUGGAUACUGCUUCAUCUUCAAAGACCAUCUCAGCAACCCACGGCCUUCUUCCCACUAGUGUUAACUCUGCAUUUUUAAGGCGUAGCAUGUGUGUAGGUCUCUCUCUCUUUUAUUUUAUUUUGUUUUGUUUUCUCCUUUUUUUUUUUUUUUUCCUUUUUGUUUUCUUUUGCUAUUUACAGGUGUAAAGGUUUUUUUUUUUUUGGGAGGGGGGGGGGGGAGGGACGUGGGGAAAUCAGUCUCGUUCACUGGGGAGGGAGAUGUGAGGUCUGGUGACAACGUUCCAGAUCGUUUCCAGAUCUUCUCUUUGUGUUGUUUGUUUGUUUGUUUGUUUGGGGUUUUGUUUUGUUGUGUUUUUUUUUUUUUUAACAACGUGAAUUAAAAAAA